CUCACUCACUCACUCGUCGCACCAGCGCCUUCAUUCACACACAAAGCGAGGAGCAGCCCCCAGCGUGUCCGCCUGCCAUGAAACAGACUCUGGCUGAAGUGAUGAGGAUGAGCAGGAUAUGCCGGAUGAUAUUUGCCACAUGUUUGGGAUCCUUUAUUCUGGUCAUCUUUUAUUUCCAAAGUAUGUUCCAACCAGUCAUGCGGAGGAACCCCUUCAUGGUGGACAGCUGCUGUAGGAAAGGGUCCCGCAGUGCCCUGCAGGAGCUCUACAACCCCUCACAGAUGGAGUUGUCAGGAGGGGCAGUACUUCACCAGGCCAGGAGGGAUCAGGUAGUGGAUUCUUGUCGCAUGUACAGCGCAUCCAGCCGCAAGCGGCGAGUCCUGACGCCCGGAGACCUCAAACAUCUUGUGGUGGACGAGGACCAUGAGCUCAUCUACUGUUAUGUGCCCAAGGUGGCAUGUACCAACUGGAAACGGGUCAUGAUGGUGCUCACUGGUCGAGGCAAAUACAGUGACCCCAUGGACAUCCCCUCAAAUGAAGCCCAUGUUCCAUCCAACCUGAAGACACUGAACCAGUACAGUAUUGCAGAGAUCAACCACCGCCUCAAGCACUACCUCAAGUUCCUCUUUGUCCGUGAGCCCUUUGAGAGGCUGGUCUCUGCAUAUCGUAACAAGUUCACCCUCAAGUACAACUCGUCCUUCCACAAGCGCUUUGGCACCCGUAUAGUCCGACGCUACCGAAAGAAUGCCACACACGAUGCCCUGGUCAAUGGUGAUGAUGUUAAAUUUAAAGAAUUCGCGGAGUACUUGGUGGACCCAGCCACUCUGCGAGAUGGCCCUCUCAACGAACACUGGCAGACUGUUUACCAGCUUUGCCACCCAUGUCACAUCCACUAUGACCUGGUGGGCAAGUACGAGACGCUGGAGGAGGAUGCAAACUAUGUUUUACGCUUGGUGGGUGUUGGCGACUCCCUGCACUUCCCAAGCUAUGCCAAGUCCACUCGUACCACAGAUGCCAUGACUGCCCAGUUCUUCAGCAAUAUCAGCUCUCAACAGCAGAUCCAACUCUACCAGCUUUACAAGUUGGACUUCCUCAUGUUCAACUACUCCACACCCAGCUACCUACGGCUGGACUAACAGAGGACAGAGCUGGUACUCUGAGAUGGGUUGUCUUGUUCAAAGACAGGCAACAAAAUGAGUGAUGGCCAGAAUUUAUUUGGGGAGCAAACCUGAUUUCAAAUUUUUUAUCGUACCUUGCAGAUGUGGUGUCUGAAAUGAACAAUAUAACAAAUGCUGAAAGAAGGAAAAUAACAGUGUUAGUCUGGGCAUAAGUGGAAGGAUUCCCAGUCAACUCUGGGUAACAAAGAGAGCACUGAUCGGGGGAGAAUGUGGACUAAAUGGACUGAACGCAUGCAGAGACUUAAGUGAGUGGGUGAAGCAGGUCUUCAAGAGGUUUUAAAAAGGGAACUCAUCCUCAUAGGACAAACUUGAAGAUGGGCUCUCCAGAUGAAGUUCCUGACAUGUUUAAAUAAACUGCUGACAAAUUAGGCUGCUUUAGAUUCUGCAAAGUAAACAGCGGCCUCGCACGCGCCCUGACCCCAAUGCAUCGUGGGAGCAAAGCUUGUCUCCCCCUUUCCUGAUCAAUAGAGUCACUCCGUCAAAUUGUAAAAGACAGUUCAUGUCCCUUGCUGCUUGGCCAGCCCCCGUCUUCCUUGCCCUCAUUAGAUUCAUACAUGUCAGAGAGAAACUGGCUCAGCACCACCUCAAGGAUGCCUCAGAAUGGAUGGCUAUUAACUUAUUUCUCAAGACCUCCACAACUUACUGUAUGUUAUGAUGGCAUGGUUUUCAGCCAUCAGUUCCAACCGAACGACUUCUGUCACAGGUCUCUGUCAUUGUGAUGACGGCAGGAACCUCUAGUGUUGCACACAGAGGACGCCUGCUGCAACUGUAAAGUAUGGAAGUGUUUAUGAUUUAUUGCGUGUAAAGAUCCUUGACACUUUGAUCUACUGGAUGUGGUUUGAAAGGUACAGCAAGUACUGAGUCCACUGAGUCCACUGCUGAGUUGUAAGAAGUCAGUAUGGUUAUAAAAGUGUUAAAUGUGUUGGAUCUAAAACUACGCUUACCCUGCCCAGCUGCUCCCGGGUCACCAUAUCCAGGACCACAACCCUAAAUCCCCUGUUCUGAUGACUGAACGUGUGUUUCUUUAAAUUAAGAUGAUCCUUUUUGUCUACAUGCUUAGUUUUGUUUGUACUGAAGCAUUGCUGCGAGCAGCAAUUACAAACGGUUAUUUAAUUUUCUCUGUUCAUUAAAUUGAAAAAAACAA
Solea senegalensis (Senegalese sole) is the source of this 2322-nucleotide messenger RNA. RefSeq names its product carbohydrate (chondroitin 4) sulfotransferase 11 (gene chst11). Gene Ontology annotation, cellular component: membrane. Gene Ontology annotation, biological process: carbohydrate biosynthetic process; proteoglycan biosynthetic process. NCBI's taxonomy places the organism in Eukaryota, Metazoa, Chordata, Actinopteri, Pleuronectiformes, Soleidae. The record is from RefSeq and is a predicted model, not a curated record. The coding region runs from base 78 to 1136 and encodes 352 amino acids. Gene Ontology annotation, molecular function: sulfotransferase activity. The transcript has 4 exons.